This is a messenger RNA of Castor canadensis (American beaver), 1032 nucleotides long. RefSeq names its product lactamase beta 2 (gene Lactb2). Gene Ontology annotation, cellular component: mitochondrial matrix. The record is from RefSeq and is a predicted model, not a curated record. Gene Ontology annotation, molecular function: single-stranded RNA binding; RNA endonuclease activity. NCBI's taxonomy places the organism in Eukaryota, Metazoa, Chordata, Mammalia, Rodentia, Castoridae.
AGUUGGGUUCCGCGCCGGAGUCCGCUGCAACUCAGUUGGCUAGCGGCUGAGACUGCGAUGGCUGCUUCGCUGCAGCGUAUCGAGCGGCUGUCCAGUCGGGUAGUGCGCGUUUUGGGCUGUAACCCGGGCCCAAUGACCCUACAGGGCACCAACACCUACUUGGUGGGGACCGGCUCCAGGUGCAUCCUUAUUGACACUGGAGAACCCUCAGUUCCAGAAUAUAUCAGCUGUUUAAAGCAAGCUCUUACUGAAUUUAACACAGCAAUCCAGGAAAUCCUGGUGACUCAUUGGCAUCAUGAUCAUUCUGGAGGCAUAGAAGAUAUUUGUAAAAACAUCAGUAAUGACACUACCUAUUGCAUUAAAAAACUCCCACGGAAUCCUCAGAGAGAAGAAAUUAUAGGAAGUGGAGAGCUACAGUAUGUUUUUCUGAAAGAUGGAGACGUGAUUAAAACUGAAGGAGCCACUCUAAGAGUCAUAUACACGCCUGGCCACACUGAUGAUCACAUGGCUCUACUCUUAGAAGAGGAAAAUGCUAUCUUUUCUGGGGAUUGCAUCCUAGGGGAAGGAACAACUAUAUUUGAAGACCUCUAUGAUUAUAUGAACUCCCUAAAAGAGUUAUUGAAAAUCAAAGCCAAUAUUAUCUAUCCAGGACAUGGACCAGUAAUCCGUGAUGCGGAAGCUAAAAUUCUCCAGUAUAUUUCUCACAGAAAUGUCCGAGAAAAACAAAUUCUUACUUUAUUUCAUGAGAACUUUGAAAAAUCAUUUACAGUAAUGGAUCUUGUAAAAAUCAUUUACAAGGAUGUUCCUGAGCAUUUACAUAAAAUGGCUGAGCGUAACCUCUUGCUUCAUUUGAGAAAACUAGAAAAAGAAGGAAAAAUAAUUAGCAACACAGAUCUUGACAAGAAAUGGAAAGCUGUACUUUAGUUUCAGAUCAAUGGAAGCUUUGCUUUGCUGUAAAAAGAUGGUGUGUUUUCUUGGCUAUGGAUAAUUUAUAGCGAAUAUAGUAUGUAGAACUUUGCAACUAACCCUAGA